This is a messenger RNA of Macrobrachium nipponense, 1031 nucleotides long. RefSeq lists its product as uncharacterized. Bases 171 to 677 code for a protein of 168 amino acids. The transcript is spliced from 4 exons. Lineage: Eukaryota; Metazoa; Arthropoda; Malacostraca; Decapoda; Palaemonidae. The record is from RefSeq and is a predicted model, not a curated record.
GACGCUUCCAAGUCUGAUCCGGAGUCCGCACCGAGCCGCCACCAACGACAGACGGCAGUACGAAUCCGCCACCAUUCGGGAUUGGACAGAUUAUAAAAAAACGGUGUGUGAGAAAACCGAUCCUCUUUGUGCCCCUUUCUUCUCGUGAACUUUAGCAAAAAGGUUCCAACAUGGGUGGAAACUUUGGAGACAGUGCAGCAAAAGAGCCAGGUUCCAUUUUGAUUGAAGACUCAGGUGUAAACAAUGUAAGAGCUCACAGGGGUACCACAGGUACUCUAGAUGAUGCUGGUGAAGCUCCAGGUGGAAGCAGCUCUGGAAAUUUCUUGCAGACAGAACAGGUCAACCAUCUGAAGGAUGCCAUAAUAAAAGAAGACACAAUGGCACCAAAAUCAGAAACUGUGCCAGGUAUAGCACCAAGCACAAGUGAAACUCCAGAUGAUGUCAAGCCUGUAACACAGAAUAAAGUAAAUCUGAAGCAUCCCAUAGGUGAAGCUGCAGGUGAAAGGCUUUGUUACUUGUCUGAAGCCAGAACCCUAGAGUGUCCGCAAGUUGAGGUGCUACUAUCUUGUACAGGCAGUCACCAGUUAUCAGCGGACUUGGUUAAUGGCGAUCUGGUUUUAUGGCGUUUGUCCACUGCCAUAAUGAGCCGAUAUCCAGUUAUCAGCGCUGAUACUUAGCUAACAGAGGCGCCAUUGCCAUAAAUAACCGAGUCUCAGUUAAUGGUGAUUUUCACUUAUCAAGCCUGUCGGAAUGAUCCAGGUUUGGAUACCUUUUCAUCUACAGCACUUGACAAUUCAUGUACAAUUUGUUACUCAAAGUAGUCCCAACACAUAAGGUAGGGAGCACACAUGAAAACCUGUUUCCAAUAUGGUUCCUUAUAUCUCAGAAACUCAGGUCUUAGUGCUGUGCUGUUUCCAAUAAGGAAAAAGCACAGCAAUAUGACAUGAGUUUCUGAGAUGUAAGGAACCAUACAAAAAAAUACAUAUAUUAAGAGUAUUUCUUGCCUUGCAUAAGUAGGCUCACUUUAGAAU